UUAUAAAGCAUGUUAUUGUGAAGCAUGUUUACUGACGUGCACCUUUUGUUUUUGUGUAGAUCGCCUCACCAUUACCUACUGUCGAAGCAGUGGCCCUGGGGGCCAGAAUGUUAAUAAAGUAAACACACAAGCUGAAGUCCGGUUCCACAUACAAACAGCUGAUUGGAUUCCUGAAGAUGUGCGACAAAAGAUUAUUUCUCAGCAUACAAACCGAAUAAACAGAAGUGGGGAGCUGAUCGUCACCUCGGAAGUGAGCCGGUACCAGAUGCGCAAUCUGUCUGACUGUUUGCAGAAGAUCCGAGACAUGAUCGCUGCUGCCAGCGUGAAACACAGGCAGCCUUCCCAAGAAGACGUGGCUCUCCGACGCUACAGGAUGGACAAAAUGAACCGAGAACGCCUGCAGCAAAAGAAAAUGCACACUGCAGUGAAGCGAAGCCGACGCGAGGAGUUUGAUUGAAGGUGAUGCCAGGAUAUGAAGGCUGGCUGCAUUGAAGCAAUCUGUAAAGAAUAAAUGAAUGACUUG
This is a messenger RNA of Acipenser ruthenus (sterlet), 523 nucleotides long. RefSeq names its product large ribosomal subunit protein mL62-like. Gene Ontology annotation, biological process: mitochondrial translational termination. The annotation marks the transcript as partial. The transcript is spliced from 4 exons. Lineage: Eukaryota; Metazoa; Chordata; Actinopteri; Acipenseriformes; Acipenseridae. The record is from RefSeq and is a predicted model, not a curated record. Gene Ontology annotation, molecular function: translation release factor activity. Gene Ontology annotation, cellular component: mitochondrial large ribosomal subunit.